This is a messenger RNA of Ctenopharyngodon idella (grass carp), 4311 nucleotides long. RefSeq lists its product as uncharacterized. Gene Ontology annotation, cellular component: plasma membrane; cytoplasm. Gene Ontology annotation, molecular function: ubiquitin protein ligase activity. The coding region runs from base 408 to 1199 and encodes 263 amino acids. Lineage: Eukaryota; Metazoa; Chordata; Actinopteri; Cypriniformes; Xenocyprididae. Gene Ontology annotation, biological process: proteasome-mediated ubiquitin-dependent protein catabolic process; protein K48-linked ubiquitination; negative regulation of extrinsic apoptotic signaling pathway via death domain receptors. The transcript has 6 exons. The record is from RefSeq and is a predicted model, not a curated record.
AUUACACGUUCUGACGUCAUGCUUCUUUGCGUUAGUCGAGAGAACUGCAGAACGAUUUCACCUAUAUUUCUCUACAGAGCGUAUUCAUUAAUAUAGUAUUUUAUCGUCUAUGCGUUCCCGAAUAAACACGUAUAUUAUGGCUGUAAUAGGAAUUUGCAACGGAUAUUCUGGGAUGGGUUGUGCAGACCUUAUGUUAUAGCUUGCUCUGUGUGGACAUCACCGCCACCGUGGAAGAAAACGGCAGCUCAUGGCACCAGGCCUACACAAACUCGGGCACCAGCCCCCUUCCAGCACCACCCGAACACUUGUGCAAGGCCUGUGGAGGCCAGUAUGACGCCGCAAGGACGGUAAAUCAGCAUGUCUGCGUGGAUUGCAAAAACAACUUCUGCAGCCGCUGCUCGGUGCAGAUGGAUCUCCGGCCGCGGAUGUGCCACACCUGUCAGCGGCUCCAUUGCACCUUCUUUGAGCGGGCAGAGUUGAUGAGGCUGAAGGUGAAGGACCUCCGUGAUUAUCUCCACCUGCACGAAACCCCCACGCAGAUGUGCCGAGAGAAGGAGGAGCUGGUGGAGCUGGUGCUGGCUCAACAGGCUCCCAGGAGCAGCGGUAGCGCCGAAUCCCGUUCGCAGCCAUCUGCGCCUCUGCCUUCCCUUCCACUUGCAGAAUCUGAACCCCUCACAGAGGAGGAGGAUGAGGAUGAAGAGGAGGAGGAGGAGGAGGAGGAAGAAGGAGAAGGAGAUGGAGAAGAGGGUGAGGAAGAUGAUGAAGAUGAUGAGGAAGAGUCCACAGACAGCGAGGAGACGCUGGUGCACAGCAGAAGAGCUUCUCUGUCUGACCUGAGCAGAGUAGAGGACAUCGAAGGCCUCAGCGUGCGGCAGCUAAAAGAGAUUCUGGCACGUAACUUUGUGAACUAUCAGGGCUGCUGUGAGAAAUGGGAACUAAUGGAGAAGGUCACCCACCUCUUUAAUGAUCAGAAAGACCUUCACAACUUGGUGUCAAAUACAAAAACAGAAGCAGCUGAUCCUGCUGAGCCCAGCGGCCAGGAGGAGAACCUGUGUAAGAUCUGCAUGGACUCCCCCAUUGACUGCGUGCUGCUGGAGUGCGGCCACAUGGUCACGUGCAGCAAAUGCGGGAAACGUAUGAACGAGUGUCCCAUCUGCCGACAGUACGUGGUUCGAGCCGUGCACGUCUUCAGAUCGUGAAAUUCGGGUGCAAAGAGAAAGACUGCCUACUACAGGUUGUUGCUUUUUCACACAUUGAGCAACAUUUUGUCAAUGUUUUCUCAUGUUUUUUGAAAAUGUUGCAUUUUGCUGCUUUGUUUAUGAGUUUACAUGAUUAAAUGCACUUAUUUGUUUAUUCAUUGCAACAGUGCUAUGUUGUGGCUUCAGAGUUGUGUUUACAUUUGUUGACUUCUGCACUUUUUAAUUAUUAGUCUUUUUUCUUUAUAUUCAUCCUACAACAUUUGCAUCACUUUGAGUGUGUAAAUAAUAAGCAAACGAAAUUUAAAGGUAAAAGUUGAUGAAUGUUCAUUAGAGGUUAAGACAACAAUUAUAACUUCACUUAAGAGCCUCAAGAAGUGUGUCUGCUAUCUGUGUAAACAACACCGUAUUUAAAUGGGUGGAAUAAGCUUAGAAAUUUCUGGGACUUUGAAUUUAAUUUGGAGCACUGAUUCUCAUGUUGUUUCUGUGUUUAAGUCUGUACAGUAGUUCACCAUUACAGUUAAAUCACCACUAUAAUGUGACCACUUCAGGGGUCAUUCCACUCUUGGUUAAAUUUACACGCUGUAUCAGUACUGGUACUCGUUUCUAGUGAGUAGGUGCUAUUUUCCAGGAUCUGUGCACUAGAUCACAGACUAUCCCACUGUCUCAUACUUUGGUCUUGACUUCAUAUCUUGGGCAGAACCAUUUUCUUCCAAACUGCCGAGAGACCUUUUUCUGACUUGACAUUUUCUUCAAUACAUUCUUCUUCUUCUUUUUACUACACCGGUGGCUAGUUCUCCACCAUUACUAGUAAUACUAACAAGUCAGUGUUGGUCACAAGGUGCUCAUUACUGCCUACAUUUAUUGUUGUAUAAUAAAGUGUGUUAACCUAAUAAAGCAUUUUCACAGAGCGAAAAAUGUCAAUCAUAACUGUACAUUUAUUCAAAAAAUCUUUAAAUCCAUAAUUUUUAAACUUGAAUACUCACAUUUAUGGAGGUACAAUGUUUUGAUUAUUCACAUGAAGUAUGAUUAAAAUUGCAAGUUAAUGAAUGUAUCAUAAUUGUGGUUGUAUAGGAAUGUUUUCGCUUGAAAUCUUUCUUGCCCAUUGACUGAGGAAACUGAUGCAUAUCCUUGAUUCCUUGCGUUUCUGAGCUGAAUGUGACACAGAUCUUUCUAAACCGUCAAGCCCAUCUCUUAAACACAGAUGAGACAUCUGGCAAAAAAAAAAAAAAAAAAGUCAAUCUUCUUUAUUUUCUCACUUAUUAUACAGGACUUUUGACAGGAUAUGCAACCUGUACAUAUUCUAUAUUUUGAUAGCUUUGUGUUUUAUGAUUAAUCGCGAUUAAUCGCAUCCAACAUAAAAGUUUUUAUGUAACAUAUAUAUAUAUAUAUAUAUAUUAUAUAUGGGUCAUUGAUGAAUAAGGUUUUUAAAGGUGUAAAAAACAAUGGAGAUAUAAUUAAUUUUAAAGUUUUAUUAAGUGUUAACAAUGAGAUUAUGUGGUUUUUAUAAUAAAUUAACACUGCUUUUGUCAUUUUUUACAAGAUGAACAAAAUUGUCACCAAAAAAGUCAUUCGGUUUAACCAAAAUUUCCGUUUUACCGAAUGACACUUUUGGUUAUACCGAAUGACAAUAUUUUCAAACAAUGCUAACAGGCUGAUAUCUAGCUAGCUUGCUGUAAAUGGCUGUAUUGGCCUUUGAACAGUUAAACCGAAUGACAUUUUGACACUUCAAAAUCUUUAAAAUACCUUUAUAUGUUGCAAAAUAUAAUUAAAACCUUUUGGAUUCAAUAGAAGAGAUCUAGCUGUACUACCUUACAUACUUUGGAUGUCAUAUCUUUGUUUUUUAUUAUUUUUUGGACAAAAAAAUGACCCGUCACGUCAUUGACCCAUAUACAUACAUAGUAUAUAUUUACAAACUUUUAUUUUAGAUGCGAUUAAUCACAAUUAAUCGUUUUGACAGCACUAGUAUUUUCAUAUUUGGCAAACAUGAUAAAACCUAAAAGAUGUUGAUAACCCACUGGCGUUGUUUUUCUGGUCAGUGCAAAUGUUAAUACAAACAGCAUGGCCUCACACUUCUAUAACCUCCCCAUAAAGCUGGUAAUGAACAGACACAUAGAAAGAAAUUCUGAGCGAUGAGUGUUAAUUUCUGCUCUCGAGACAUAGAUCAGUUCUGCUGUGCUUGAAGCUUUCAUUUUGUGCUUCAACAGCUCUAGUUUUACAAAAAAUACACAAAAUAAAUGGGCUAUAUGUAAUUUACAUGUUAAGUAUACGCCUCUUGUCAAAAUCCAUGUAAUUUAUGUUAUGUAAUAGCAAAGGUGACCAUGUGUGUAUGUGUGUGCCAAGUGGAGUUAUAUCCCUUGAAAUAUCAGUAGGCUGUGAUGCAGUCUGAAGAUUUAAAUAUUUACAUAAAUGUAAACAUAAAUAUGAUCUAAAGCUCAAUUAAAACUUAAAAGUGUGAAAUAUAAAAAAUGUGAAAUAUAGCAUUAUUUGGAAGCUAAAGUGUCUUUGCAAAUAUAUCUACCAUUGAAUGCAGCACUGAGAAAUUGUGUGCAAAGAGAAUUAAGAUUUAAGUCAAGUAAAACAUUGGAUGUGUAUCUAGACAAGUAUUUAUGAAAAAAAAUAAGCAUAUGAGAAAAAAAAAAAGAGCUCUGCAUGCAUGAGCUAAGAAAAAGAUAUGAAAUAUUAUUGAAAGGUGCUUAGAAAUGCUUGAAUGAAGUUUUCCAGGUUGAGUGGAGACACUGGAUUCUGUAUUAACUUUUGUGUAUCAUUUUGUAAAUUGUUUGGUUUUGUUUGUUUUUAGAUUAUUUGAGACUGUGAUAUUCUUUUUAUCUAUAUGAAAUAUAAUCCAAAUCAACUGAUAACUCAAAUGCUGUUCGGGAUGUAGUAAACAUUUAUCAUAUAACUAGCAUGUCAGAUUGCCAAUAUUGUCUUUAACAUGCAGUGAGCCUGAUGUGCUAAAUGCUGUAUUCCUGUAAACACUACACUGGAAGCUGAUAAGGUUUAUAAUUAUUCACAAAUUUAUAUAUUUUUAAAUUUUGUUACUAUAUACUGUAUGGUUGUUCUUGUGCAAAUAUUUGUUUUGUUUUUUUGUAUCAAUAAACAGACGUAAAACAGA